This is a messenger RNA of Fusarium subglutinans, 756 nucleotides long. RefSeq lists its product as uncharacterized. The coding region runs from base 1 to 756 and encodes 251 amino acids. The record is from RefSeq and is a predicted model, not a curated record. The transcript has a single exon. Lineage: Eukaryota; Fungi; Ascomycota; Sordariomycetes; Hypocreales; Nectriaceae.
AUGAAGGACUGUACAAACUAUGGCAGCGUUUCUCCGCGCGCACAAGAAGUACUCAAGUACCGUGUUGAUAGACGUUCGUCUCCCGAACUUCAAUGGCAUGAAAUAUGCAGGAUCUUAUUUGGAAAGCUCGGCGACGCACUGAACCCACACCAUGACGGCAUUUUCAAAGAGAUCACAGGAAUAAUACGUGUUAUAUGGAGAGAGGAAGAACAGAACAUCAUCUCCAGUUUGAGGGGUACACUAAAUGUUCCGUGCGCAGAUGAGUUGCGCCCAUUGCUGUCUGGGAUUCUCAGCAGAGUUGAGAGCUAUUUCGCACAGAGGGAGCAGACAGCCGCAGAGGAAAGUCUGAAGGAACCAGUCGAAAAGACUCAAGUUACUGGAAAGGUGAUUCUGCAGGCCGAAACCUCGGGACAUGCCUGCGAGUCUCCGAAGGAGGGCAGCAGUGAGAUGCUCAGUACUGGGCAGGUCAAAGUCUCAGAGUAUGUCGGUCUACCAACACAAGAAUGGCAAUUUUCAAGUGGCAUCGAGACUUCGAGCAUGUCAAAUUACAGCUUCACCUGUCUCGCGCCGGCUCAAAAUCCAAACCAGUUUGAGUACUCUUAUUCUGAACACCCAGCAGGUCUGCUCAACUUGAAUCUCGGGAUGGAUUGGCAUUUAGGGGACCCCAGCAACGACAUCUCAAUGGAAGAUUUCAUAUCCCUUAAUAGCUCUACGGAGGGCUUUUUCUUUACAGAGGGCUACCUAUCUUCAGUAUAA